This is a messenger RNA of Ogataea philodendri, 1014 nucleotides long. RefSeq lists its product as uncharacterized. Gene Ontology annotation, biological process: regulation of transcription by RNA polymerase II; regulation of cyclin-dependent protein serine/threonine kinase activity. The transcript has a single exon. Lineage: Eukaryota; Fungi; Ascomycota; Pichiomycetes; Pichiales; Pichiaceae. The record is from RefSeq and is a predicted model, not a curated record. Gene Ontology annotation, cellular component: nucleus; transcription factor TFIIK complex. The coding region runs from base 1 to 1014 and encodes 337 amino acids. Gene Ontology annotation, molecular function: cyclin-dependent protein serine/threonine kinase regulator activity.
AUGGUUGUUUCUAACGACGAUCUGUUUAGGCGAUCGACCCAAUUCCGGUUCUGGUCGUUUACGCGGUUGCAACUUGAGGAGCUUCGCGUGGUGGCCAACAAGAAAGGAAUCGAGAAAACAGAAGAGCGUAUCAAUCAAUUGGACGAUUCUUUGCCAGAGACAAAAAUAGUGAAGGAUCAUCGAGAUCAGUUCCAAUAUGUGCAUUUAGACGAGGAAAAGAAGCUCGUUAGUUACUACGCCCGCAGAUGCAAAGAACUGGCGUCUUUUUUCCAUCUUUCCGCCCAGUCCAGAUCAACCGCAAUCAUGUAUCUGUACAAGUUUUAUUUAUACCAUUCGGUGAUGGAGUAUCAUCCGGGGAAUAUCAUGUUGACGUGUUUGUUUCUGGCGGCCAAGGUGGAGAACCAGUUUAUUGGCAUCAACUCGUUCAGUAAGAACAUCCCGAAAACCACUCCCGAAGGCAUAUUGAAGAACGAGUAUUUGAUCCUGGAGACCAUGAAAUUCUCGUUGCAAUGCCACCAUCCGUUCCAGCCGCUUUAUGGGUUCUUUUUGGACAUCCAGCAGAUGCUGCCCAAGUUAGAUUUCAAUAGACUGGGCAAGAACUACGACGGAGCCAGAGAGUUGGUGAAUGACAGUUUAUUUUCAGAUCUUCCAUUUUUGUACACCCCGCCACAGAUCGCGCUGACUUGUUUAUGGGUGUGCGACGAUGUUCUGGUUGAAAAGUAUCUGUCCAAGAAGUUCAAGGUGAAUCGCAAAGACGAGCCCGACGACGAGCAAGGGUUGCAACACUACAACAAAAUCCUUGUCAUAAUACGACAGUGUGCAGAUAUUCUUCGCAAAGAAGUACAGGACCCGUCGCAAGACGAAAGCAAAACGAUCUCGGCGAAAAUCAAACUGUGUCUCGAACCAGCACGGUUCGGCAAAAAGAUCCUCAAACAAACUACAGAACAGCUGAAAAGACCCGCCAGUAUCGACGAAUCUCCAGAUACCAAAAGAGUUAAGGUGGAAUCAGAAUGA